AUGCCGGUGGCUGCUUCCGCCAUUUACUUCUUGAACCUCCGGGGUGAUGUUCUCAUCAACCGCCUAUAUCGUGACGAUGUUGGGGGAAAUAUGGUGGAUGCUUUCCGAAUGCACAUAAUGCAAACAAAAGAACUUGGAACAUGUCCUGUUCGGCAGAUUGGUGGAUGCUCUUUCUUUUACAUGAGAAUCAGCAAUGUUUAUAUUGUUAUUGUAGUCAGCAGCAAUGCAAAUGUAGCCUGUGCAUUCAAGUUCGUUGUUGAGGCUGUUGCACUGUUCAAAUCUUAUUUUGGUGGGGCUUUUGAUGAAGAUGCAAUUCGUAAUAAUUUUGUUCUGAUUUAUGAGCUGUUGGACGAAAUUAUGGAUUUUGGUUAUCCACAGAAUCUUUCUCCAGAAAUUUUAAAGCUUUACAUCACUCAAGAAGGAGUGCGCUCGCCAUUCUCUUCUAAGCCUACAGAUAAACCAGUCCCAAAUGCAACUCUACAAGUUACAGGUGCUGUUGGUUGGCGCAGAGAGGGCCUUGUUUAUAAAAAGAAUGAGGUCUUCUUGGAUAUUGUGGAAAGUGUAAAUCUUCUUAUGUCUUCCAAAGGUAGCGUGCUGCGUUGUGAUGUAACCGGGAAAAUUCUUAUGAAAUGCUUCCUCUCUGGAAUGCCCGACUUGAAGUUGGGCUUGAAUGAUAAAAUUGGCCUUGAGAAAGAGUCACAACUUAAAUCCCGUCCUACUAAAAGCGGUAAAACCAUCGAGCUCGACGAUGUUACUUUCCAUCAAUGUGUAAACUUGACAAGGUUCAACUCAGAGAAGACGGUUAGUUUUGUGCCACCUGAUGGUGAAUUUGAAUUAAUGAAGUACCGUAUUACUGAGGGCGUGAACCUUCCCUUCCGAGUAUUGCCUACAAUUAAGGAACUUGGUAGAACUCGCAUUGAAGUAAAUGUUAAGGUAAAGAGUGUAUUUGGUGCAAAAAUGUUUGCUCUUGGGGUUGUCAUCAAAAUUCCUGUGCCAAAACAAACAGCAAAGACAAAUUUUCAAGUGACUUCGGGUCGAGCAAAAUACAAUGCUGCUAUUGAUUGUUUGGUUUGGAAGAUAAGAAAAUUUCCAGGACAAACUGAGCCAACCUUGAGCGCAGAAGUUGAGCUGAUUUCGACGAUGACAGAAAAGAAAUCUUGGACAAGACCACCAAUUCAGAUGGAGUUCCAGGUUCCAAUGUUCACAGCAUCUGGUUUACGUGUUCGUUUUCUCAAGGUAUGGGAAAAGAGUGGAUACAACACUGUUGAGUGGGUCCGCUAUAUCACCAAAGCCGGUUCAUACGAGAUUAGGUGCUAG
Messenger RNA from Prunus armeniaca (apricot), 1317 nucleotides. The record is from the annotation of a GenBank genome assembly. NCBI's taxonomy places the organism in Eukaryota, Viridiplantae, Streptophyta, Magnoliopsida, Rosales, Rosaceae.